Molecule: messenger RNA, 725 nt
Organism: Geodia barretti
Lineage: Eukaryota; Metazoa; Porifera; Demospongiae; Tetractinellida; Geodiidae
Source: the annotation of a GenBank genome assembly
CUGACUGCGUCUUACCAAUCGAAAGACAUACACGAUAUCUAUUGUCAUGCACAUCAUCAUCUGGUUAAAAACCUAGGCCAACCUUGGUGGUCACUGUUAGUUUAGUCCAUCAGCUCCAUACAUGACUCAACUUCCACGGUCACUUCACUACUGUAACCAUCACUGGUAGUGUCCCCAGUGAACUCAGUGGUGGACUGGCGUCUUGGUUCCAGUGGCAGAGAGACACCUAGGUGGCCUGUUCUAAUGAGGAUGAGGGAGGGAGCAUUAUCACAGACUGGCAGCUCACUAGCUAUACAAUAAUGGACUAGAGGAGGGGAAUAGGUACACCAUCACUGUGAAACUCUCUAAUGAUGCUUGGUAGAGUCCAGUCAGUAACUCUGCUACGCAAAGACACUGAAGCUGCUCCCAGUGGUUCUCCUGCCUCGAUCACAGUGGGUACACUCACUGCUAACAGUGUCACUCUACUGUGGGGAGAGGUGGCCUGUCUUGAGAGGAAUGGAGAUAUCACUGGCUACACAGUUACUGCAGCAAACACGGAUGGAGUGGUGAAAGGAACUGCUAGUGUUAACACAGAUGCUAGACAAGCCACAAUCUCUGGACUGACUCCAUCCACACAGUAUACUGUUUCAGUGGCUGCAGUCAAUGGUGUUGGUACUGGACCUGCCACUACCCUCCCUGUAGAGACUGAAGGUGAGAGGUUGAAGUCCAUUCCAUACUGUGCUAUU